CGAGAAGUUACCCAAAUCCUGAUUCUGCUUCAGACAAGCUUCCUUCCUCAUAGUAAGUGACCAGCUUCGUGUUAUUCGUCUUCUAUUUACCUAACUCAGAAGUUAGAAUCCAUCUGUACCCUCAUCGCUGCCCUUUCUCCUCCACCGCCAAAAUGUCCACCGCCCUCAUCUCCACCGAGGACGCUCUCGAGCCCUCUCUCCAGUCACUCCUUGACCAGCGUAGCCUCCGCUGGAUCUUUGUCGGUGGAAAGGGUGGUGUCGGAAAGACCACCACUUCUUGCUCCCUCGCCAUUCAGCUCGCAAAGGUCCGCCGAUCUGUGCUUCUCAUCUCGACCGAUCCUGCCCACAACCUGUCAGAUGCCUUUUCCCAGAAAUUUGGCAAGGAGGCCCGCCUCGUCAAUGGGUUCGACAACUUGAGCGCCAUGGAAAUCGACCCCAACGGCAGUAUACAGGACAUGCUGGCUGGCCAGGGUGAGGCUGAUGACGUUAACGCUGCUGCUGGUGGUCCUCUUGGAGGCAUGAUGCAGGACCUUGCUUUUGCGAUCCCCGGUAUCGACGAGGCUAUGUCAUUUGCCGAAGUUCUCAAGCAGGUCAAGUCUCUUUCCUACGAGACCAUUGUCUUCGACACCGCGCCCACAGGCCACACCCUGCGCUUUCUCCAGUUCCCCACCGUUCUCGAGAAGGCUCUCGCCAAGGUUUCACAGCUGUCAUCUCAGUACGGUCCUCUACUGAACGGUUUCCUUGGUUCCGGCGGCCAGCUCCCCAAUGGCCAGAACCUCAACGACAUGAUUGCCAAGCUCGAGUCUCUGCGCGAGACUAUUAGCGAGGUCAAUACCCAGUUCCAGGAUGCCGAGCUCACCACCUUUGUUUGCGUCUGUAUCGCAGAGUUCCUCAGUCUCUACGAGACUGAGCGCAUGAUCCAGGAGCUUGCCGGAUAUGGCAUCGAUACUCACUCUAUCGUCGUUAACCAACUGCUCUUCCCCAAGAAGGCCAGCGACUGCGACCAAUGCAACGCUCGUCGCAAGAUGCAGCGCAAGUAUCUCGACCAGUAUGAGGAGCUUUACGCCGAAGAUUUCAACGUCGUCAAGAUGCCUCUUCUUGUUGAAGAGGUCCGAGGAAAGGAGAAGCUUGAGAAGUUCAGUGAAAUGCUUGUUGCUCCUUAUGUUCCUCCCGAGUAG
Molecule: messenger RNA, 1178 nt
Organism: Fusarium graminearum PH-1
Lineage: Eukaryota; Fungi; Ascomycota; Sordariomycetes; Hypocreales; Nectriaceae
Product: arsenical pump-driving ATPase
Exons: 2
Coding region: 153-1178 (341 amino acids)
Biological process (GO): post-translational protein targeting to endoplasmic reticulum membrane
Cellular component (GO): GET complex
Molecular function (GO): ATP binding; ATP hydrolysis activity
Source: RefSeq, a predicted model, not a curated record